AUGGAACUUUCCACUUCAAACAAUCAAACCUGCGAAGGCGGUACGACAAGAUACACGCUUGAUGCUUUGCAAUCAACAGAUGGACGAUCGAAACGUAGGAAAGAAAUGAGCACUGAUAAGGAGACUUCAGCCACAGGCAGGUUAAUUUGUAGUCAAUGUGGUAAGUCAUAUGCGACAACUUCCAACUUAUCACGACAUAAGCAAACCCAUCGACCUCUGGAUAGUCCCUAUGCGAAGCAAUGCCCCAGCUGUGAUCGGGUCUAUGUUAGCAUGCCUGCGCUCAGCAUGCACAUGUUGACUCACAAAGCAACACAUAAAUGCGCGCAAUGUGGUAAAACAUUCUCACGACCAUGGCUUCUGCAAGGUCAUAUGCGUGCUCAUACAGGUCAAAAACCGUACGGUUGUGCGCAUUGCGGAAAGGCUUUUGCUGAUCGUAGCAAUCUUCGUGCUCAUAUGCAUACUCAUUCCGGUAUCAAAAAGUAUAAAUGUCCUGGUUGCGGGAAAUCGUUUGCCUUGAAAAGUUAUUUGAACAAACACAUCGAACUGGUAUGUCCUAUACAACGUGUGCUACGUAAUCAGCGUGUGGCAUCGUCACGAACGUUAUUAACAACAACAUUGGAAUCAACAUCAAGGAUCAAUACAACAUGA
Cercopithifilaria johnstoni is the source of this 648-nucleotide messenger RNA. The record is from the annotation of a GenBank genome assembly. Lineage: Eukaryota; Metazoa; Nematoda; Chromadorea; Rhabditida; Onchocercidae.